This is a messenger RNA of Rasamsonia emersonii CBS 393.64, 381 nucleotides long. RefSeq lists its product as uncharacterized. The record is from RefSeq and is a predicted model, not a curated record. The transcript is spliced from 3 exons. Lineage: Eukaryota; Fungi; Ascomycota; Eurotiomycetes; Eurotiales; Trichocomaceae. The coding region runs from base 1 to 381 and encodes 126 amino acids.
AUGGCAUCAGGAUUACCAGGACCUGCUGAUGUAGUUCUUAUAUUUCUCCCAUGCUUUGCUGUUGUUGUAAUUGGUGCAUGGCUAGGGUUUCGCUACUAUGGCAAAAAGCAGAUCCAAAAGCGCACACCAAAUCAGGUUUAUCAGGUUGGACAUGAUGACCACUCUAUCCAAUCUCAAUCAUCGUUCCAAUCCCCGCAAGCUGUUGGUACAUUCAUGCCUAGGAGGUAUAUCUGGGGUGUUUCUUCUUUGCUCGAACUACGACUGCUAUGGACCCUGGAGUACCUGAAUCAGGUGGUGUUAAAGCAAAGGGAGACGGUUGAUUUGUCGCCGCAAACUGGGGGAGAGAGUCAUGCUUUGAAGGAAAUCCAUGUUUCUCGAUAA